Myxocyprinus asiaticus (Chinese sucker) is the source of this 3909-nucleotide messenger RNA. RefSeq names its product CXADR Ig-like cell adhesion molecule (gene cxadr). Gene Ontology annotation, biological process: homotypic cell-cell adhesion. The coding region runs from base 110 to 1228 and encodes 372 amino acids. NCBI's taxonomy places the organism in Eukaryota, Metazoa, Chordata, Actinopteri, Cypriniformes, Catostomidae. The transcript is spliced from 7 exons. Gene Ontology annotation, cellular component: basolateral plasma membrane; intercalated disc; bicellular tight junction. The record is from RefSeq and is a predicted model, not a curated record. Gene Ontology annotation, molecular function: cell adhesion molecule binding.
UGCUGCGCGAGACUAGAGAAGAACAGUGAACACGAAACAGUACAAGUCGAGGGGAAAAGUUAGUUUUCUACUCACAUCGGUCACGAAAUUGUGGCUUAAAGAAAGAGGAAUGGAUAUGAGGACGUCCUGGCUCUGUUUAAUCAAUAUAAUUCUUCUCACAGGUUCAGCCUGUGGGCUGCAGAUCACCUCCACUGGUUCAACGUCGAUUGAGAAAGCUAGCGGGGAGAGCUUAAAGUUGGACUGUGAGUUUACUCUUGCUACUGAGGAUUCUGGGCCUCUGGACAUUGAGUGGAGCCUGCAGCCUUCUGACAACCAGAAAGAAGAGAAAGUGGUAAUCAUAUACUCAGGUGACAGAGCCUUUGAACACUACUAUGCCCCUCUUAAAGGGAGAGUCCACUUCAACUCUCCUGACCCUAAAAACGGCGAUGCCUCCAUGAACAUAAUGGGACUGAAGGCCACAGACACUGGCACCUAUCAGUGCAAGGUGAAGAAGGUUCCUGGCAUUGCCAGCAGGAAGUUCCUUCUUACUGUCAUGGUGCGCCCCUCUAAACCCAGAUGUUAUGCGGAGGGUCCAACUCAGGUGGGAAAGGAUAUGAUGUUGAGGUGUACUUCUGUAGAGGGCACACAACCCCUGAAGUAUAUCUGGGAGAAAACCACUGGCAAUAAACUACUGCCAGCCACAGCAGUGCUCGAUCCAGUUGGGGGCACCAUGAGUCUACGGAAUGCCACAGAGGCGGCUUCUGGAACAUAUCGUUGCAUGGCUCAAAACAGAGUUGGAACAGAGGAGUGUAUGGUGGUGGUCAAUGUCACACCAUCCCCAAACACCGCUGGUGUCAUUGCGGGCUCAGUGAUCUGUGUUUUGCUGGCUCUCAUACUCCUCGCUCUCAUCCUCUUCUGCUGCUGCCGUGCCCGCCAGAAGAAGAAAUACGAGAAGGAGAUUGCCUAUGAGAUCAGAGAGGAUGUUCCCCCUCCAAAAAGCCGUGUGUCUACUGCACGCAGCUUCACCAGUGUGGGUAGCCAACGCUCUUCUCUGGGCUCCAUGUCUCCCUCCAACCUGCAUGAGUACACCAAGCCCCAGUAUGACAAGAUACCCUCUGAAGAAUUCGAGAGGCCCCCUAGUCAUGUCCCUCUUCCCCCGCCCAGCAGAAUGGCGGGCCCCAACCUCAGUCGUAUGGGAGCCAUUCCUGUCAUGAUCCCUGCCCAGAACAGGGAUGGGUCCAUUGUGUAGAGCUGAACUGGGAUCUGACUUAGCACUGCCUUUUUGACUGUCACUUUCUAUAAAUUAUUCUGCGGGAAUUUUUGAAGGAGCAAAUGAAGGGUCUCUACAGGCUCAGAGAGAUUGAAGUGUUGUGCCGAACUCAGCUGUACCAUCUGUGAUAUAAUACUAUUUGACUUCCAGAACUUUGACAAACAUAAAAAAAUAAAAAAAAAAAAACGUAUUCAACAGGAUGUGGAAAGAUGAAUGUUUCAUCUGCUCCUGUUUUGUAAAUAAUGCGAUGCACGAUGUUUUUUUUCUACUUUUUUUUCCUCUUUUUUUUUUUUUUUUUUAAGAUAGGAGGCCCAAUCUUAUAUGAGGUGGCUGUAAUAUACAGUACUAAGGCACUUGAGUUGUUUGCCUAUGGAAUAUUUUCCACAGAUGAAAUGAAACACAUUGAAAUCAAACUAAAUGAAAUGUAUGUAGUACAACCCAUAGUUUACUAUUUUAGAUGACAACUCCCAAGCUUUUAUCUAAUAUCCUUUUUUAAAUCAGUUUGAAACCUUUUUGGCAACAUUAAUCCAUUUAUUACGACAUUUAUCUCUUUGCUUUGCUACAAAAGCCUGGAUAAGAGUUUCAAAGGUCUGCAGAAAGAUGUGGGUUGAUUUGGACAGGAUUUGGAUUGAAGAUUAUUUACAUGUGAUGUGUAUAUAUGAAUGUUUACUUUCUUGUAAUCAAUUUAUCUGAAAAUGAGCUAAUACUAUGAUUAUUAACCUGCUUUGCUUUUUAUUGAACAUUUGACCAUUUUAAACCCCACCAGUGGGCGUCUGAGGGAUUAGUGUACAAAUCUCUUUCUUUGCGCUUAGAUGGCUUGUGACCCCAAAUUACCCUCCUUUGGUUGGGUGGUAAAAUAAGGUUGAUUGAGCAAUCAGACUUGGGUAAUUUUGAAAGCCAAAAGAACCACAGUCCUCCCCACCCCUGCCCAGCCAAGCAAGAAAAGCUGAUCUCAGAUGUCUCUGAUUAAAGAGUUGCACAGACUUUAAAAAGAGAUCCUAAUCCUAAACCAGCAUUUCUUUCAACUCAUCCCAGCUUAAAAGAUGACGCUUUAAAAUCUAAUUGUCAGUUUGAAGUUCUGGUUUGCAGUUUAUCAGUGGUUCUCAACCUUGUUCCUGGUGUCCCCAAACACUACAUAUUUUGGAAAUCUCCCACCUGAUUCAGCUCAUCAGCUCAUUAAUGGAGACUCCAAGACCUAAAUUGGGUGUGUCAGAAAAGGGAGAUAUACAAAAUGUGCGGGGGGGGGUCUCCAGGGACAGGGUUGAGAACCACUGUGUUAGAUGAAGAAUAUGCAACAUACUGAAGGUAUAAUAAAUUAAAGUGAUAACAUCACUUUAAUUUAAACCAAUGAAGGAGAUUGAUUUAUACUGAAGGUCAAUCGUAGAUUUAUAAUAGACUAUUUUGAAUAUUAUGAAUAGUGCUUAAGUUUAGUUUGAGUUGAAUUUGAUAAUUUCUGAAGUAAUUAACCACCGUAGGACACCAUAAUGACUGCAAUACCCACCUGUCAAGAAAAAACAUUACUAAUCUUUAUGGUUUGUGUUUUUAUGGUUUGGAUUAUAUUUUACCCUGUGCAGGGCCACCCCAAUAUUCACUAUAUGUGCCUUUUUUUUAAUCUUUGCGUGAUAUGAACUGGUAGCACCCAAUGUUUUGGUCCACAUCAGCAGUGUAAGUUUUGUAGAUGAGAAGUUAAAAAUUACAUGACACAUAUUACAAAGUGAUCAUCAGUUAAAGCAUUAUUGAUUAGUGACAAGUUGUAAUAAUUAGUUAUGAACAAUUGAACCUUAUUUGAUUUUGUUUGCAGAGACUGGCAUCAAAUAUUCUUUAAAGAUAGUAUGUUAUUAAUAGAUAUAUAAUGAACUAUUUAAACCUCAAAGAUGCUGGUUCUGUCAUGUUUCCAGUACUCGUGGGAGGAUGUGUGUACACUGACAGCUAUACACUGUCUCUAUAAAUUCAUUCUGUUGUACGUAAAUAGCAGCCUUUUAAUGAUAUGCUUUUUUUCUGACCAGCGUUCCUGUUGAAUGUGUAAAUAUAUUAACAGAUUGAUUGGAUGUGUCUUUACGGCUGUAAUGUGUAAUAUGUUUGCACUUGGGUAGAACUGCAAAUGUGGUGAAGGACGAGAUGAUGGUUGGUCUAAUUAUUCACCAUCUGGAUACGGUAUUAUUAUACAUAUGCUGUUGCUCCUAUGUUGUCAUAACCUGAAAGCACACACACUCAUGUUUUCCAUGGGCUUUUAUUUCUUAAGAUUCUAAGAAUAGGGGUGCUGUUACAAGAUCAGUUAAGCUUGUUUGAACAUGUUGACUAAUGUCAGCGCAAAGUGGAAAUCUGAUCCUUGAUCAGCAAAUCUUUACUACUAGCAGUGUGAAUCAAUUUCCUUGAACUGAAUCAUCUGUUUUCUGUUUGGAUGGGGCCCAUUUGGUAUUUCAUGACAGGUUAGGCCGAUUCUCUGUACAGUGCCAUUGAAAGAUAUAGUGUGUAACUUUAACUCUCCUUACUAAUAAGAAACAACCAAUGAUAUUAAUUGUAGCUGUUAUCUUGUAAAUUGUGUACUAAUAUUACAUAACUUUUUUUCCUAAUUUUUGGUUUGCACAAUAUGUAAAAACCUUUAUUUUUGUGUGCUUAUUGUGAUGCAUUUUUAAAUAAAAAGAAAAACUAUCAUUCUA